AUGAGAUCUCAGAGAUCUGAUCUCUUAAAGAGAGAUGGAGAGGCGGGACGAAUGGAUACGAAUCUUCCAAGAUUGGAUUCUAUUCGAGGAGAGGGAUGUAUUUGUGGAUCGGAUCUCGCCGAGAUACAGCGAGGAUCUCGAGGGAUCUAUUCUGGGAAGAGAGCAGUGAAGGAGCGGAGGAAAAAAGAAACCAUGGGUCCUCUGUCAUGGAAUCGAGAUGACUCAAGGAACAUUGAUCGGUCGAGGAACGGUGGCAACAAGAAGUCAGUGCCUUGUCUGAAGAUCACUGUCCCACGUUUCGACAACACGGCUUUGAUCAGAGGUUACUCGAGGACUCUGAUUGGUCGUUGUAUGAACCCGGCGGCGCAGGAUGUCCAAGCCUUGCUGCAUCACAUGCCUCGGUUUUGGAAGAUGGAGGAUAGAGUUGCGGAACUGGGGAUGGGGAGAUUCCAGUUUGAUUUUUGA
This is a messenger RNA of Microthlaspi erraticum, 465 nucleotides long. Lineage: Eukaryota; Viridiplantae; Streptophyta; Magnoliopsida; Brassicales; Brassicaceae. The record is from the annotation of a GenBank genome assembly.